CUAGCAUAAGAGAAACAGGUUUGUGUCUGGAUAACGACAUGGGCUCUGGAGACAGUUGGAGAAAAAUCGCUGCGCUUAUUGGAGUCUUUGUGGUUUUGAAGGUGCAAGCUGUUCCAACACAUAUCGGUGAUAAUGCAGAUGCUGGUGAACUGAGUGACGACAUACUUGACAUCAAUAGAGGGUUAACACACCUGUUUGAAGGAGACAUCGCUGUUGAUCCCAGCAGGAAUGCAAUCCUUGAUAAAACAAGAAGAUGGAAGUUCCCCAUCCCCUAUAUCUUAAGCGAUUCUUUAGAACUGAAUGCUAAAGGUGUGAUCCUCCAGGCUUUUGAGGAAUACCGUUUGAGAUCCUGUGUGGACUUCAAGCCCUAUGAGGGCGAGAGCAGCUACAUCUCCUUCACCAAGCUGUCUGGAUGCUGGUCAUAUGUUGGAGAUAAUGGAACAGGCAGGAAUGUGUCCAUUGGAGCCAGAUGUGACACUAAGGCUAUUGUGCAGCAUGAGCUCCUCCAUGCUCUGGGCUUUUACCAUGAACAGUCUCGCUCAGAUAGAGACGACUAUGUCAAAAUCUGGUGGGACCAGAUUGAAGAAGGGAAGGAACACAGUUUCAAGAAGUAUGAGGAUGACUUUAUCACUGAUCUGAACACGCCAUAUGACUAUGAGUCCAUCAUGCACUACAGACCACUGUCCUUUAACAAGAACGAAAGCAUCCCCACAAUCACCACCAACAUACCGUAUUUUAAUGAGGUCAUCGGCCAGCGGCUGGACUUCAGUGCAGUAGACAUCACAAGGCUCAACCGCAUGUACGACUGUGCCAACACACACACUCUCCUGGACCAGUGCUCCUUUGAGCUGAUCAACAUCUGUGGAAUGAUCCAGAAUGAGGAGGACACCGCAGACUGGGCCCAGACGCUGAGCAGUCCAGCUGAUACCGACCACACCCUGGCAGGGCACUGCAGAGAUUCUGGCUACUUCAUGAAGUUUGACACAUCUUCGGGCGCAGCUGGAAGCAGCGCCUUGCUGGAGUCACGUAUCCUCUACCCCAAGAGAGACGAGCAGUGCCUGGAGUUCUUCUACAAGAUGACGGGAGCCGCUGGGGACAAACUGGUCAUAUGGGUCAGGACUGAUGAUGGGACAGGGGCUCUACGCAGUUUCAAGAAGAUCCACACCAUUACAGGUAAUGGAGAUGCUGCCUGGAAAAUAGCCCAUGUAACUCUCAAGGUGACAGAGAAGUUCCGCUAUUCCUUCCAAGGCAUCAGAGGAUCAGCAGACUCCUCAGGCGCCAUCUUAAUCGAUGACAUCACUCUUACUGAGACCAUUUGCCCCAGUGCUGUCUGGCAAAUCCACAACUUCAACCAUGUUCUCGCCACCACUCCUAAUGGCAGUGCAGUUAAAAGCAAGUGCUUCUACAACUCGGAGGGCUACUCAUUCGGUGUCAGUGUUUACCCAAAUGGACAACACAGCGCCUACCCAGACUAUGUUGGUAUGAACUUGCACCUCUGCAGUGGGGAAAACGAUACAGUGAUGCAAUGGCCCGCCAAAAACAGGCAGGCAACCAUUGUUGCCAUGGACCAGGACCCUGAUGUAAAACUGAGAAUGUCUUCUACAAGAAGCUUCACUACAGAGACUGACGCCCGCUGGAACAAACCAACAGCGGCUUCGGGAGCGGUGUGGGAUGACAGCUGCCAGUGCCACCGCGGUAAAGACUUUGGCUGGAGUACAUUCAUUUCUCACAAGCAAUUGCACAGGAGGAGUUUCCUCAAGAACGAUGACCUCAUCAUCACUGCUGAAUUUAAUGAUUUGACCCACCUGAUCGAAGCACGUGCUUGUCAUCCCAACCCUUGUUUUAACGGAGGCGUGUGUGUGGAAAGUGAAGGGAGAGCCUCAUGCAGGUGUGCAUCAAGCCUGGUCACCUACUACACUGGUAAAAGGUGUGAGAAACUGAACAUAAAAAAAGGCAUUCUGGGAGCGCUGAUUUGCGGCGCAGCAGGAAUCGUAGUCCUGACACUGGCCAUCUUCAGCAUCAUCAGGAGAGCUCAGUGAAACACAUUUCUGAGAAAUAUGUGAAUAUGUGUCUUCUGUAUUCAUUCAGCAGUGAAAGCACAGCAUACAGUGCCAACACUGGAGAGAGAAGUAUUAGUAUCAGUUUAUAGGCUUAUUUAUGGACACUAAACCCUGGGCCUAUAUCUGUUGUGCGCCCACAUGAAAUAAUUAAAUGUUUUCCUCCUUAGACUAUGGCUAGAAAUCAAGCCCCAACAACUAAAGCAAACAUUUCAACUGUCAAAUUUUAACAUUUUGCAGGAGAGCAGCAGUUUUGUGUCUUAAGUUUGUUUGAUGUGUAUAAUAAAGAUAAUCUUAUUAGUCCACUAAAAGUUAUGAAAAAUGUAUAGUUUGGAUUGAAAAUUCUGAGUCAUGCAUAGUGUAAUGAA
Molecule: messenger RNA, 2425 nt
Organism: Perca fluviatilis (European perch)
Lineage: Eukaryota; Metazoa; Chordata; Actinopteri; Perciformes; Percidae
Product: meprin A subunit alpha-like
Exons: 14
Coding region: 39-2039 (666 amino acids)
Biological process (GO): proteolysis
Cellular component (GO): membrane
Molecular function (GO): protein binding; metalloendopeptidase activity; zinc ion binding
Source: RefSeq, a predicted model, not a curated record